AUGCAAGAGUUCAAACAGACUCAUAGGCCCAUUCCACUUGAUUGUAUUCACCCUCGUUGGAGGAAGUUAGAUUUUUUGGAGCCCCGACCUAUUGCUACACCGAACAAUCCUCCAGAAAAUGCACAGUUAGAAUUAUUUGUGAAGUUGUUUCAAAGUUGUAGUUCUGAGACAAAGAGACAUGUUAGUAUGAAGUUACAAGAGAUUAUGAAUCCCGCAUCUACCAGACUUACACAACCCCAGCUGAAGAUUAAAACAAAAGGUCGUCCAAAAGUUGACACAUCUACUCAACGUUUGCCUUUUGCUUUUGAGGUUGUCUUAUUUGGUCAAGAUAGUGCACACUCGACUGACAAAGUUGUUACAAGACCGCCACGUAAGAAGUCAAAGACCAUACCCCAAAAGCGAUCAGUCUAUAGGCCUAAACCCAUUGUAGAUGACUCUUGCUUAACACCAGAGUUUAACAAGUGGUUUCCUAAACAUAUGUUGAUACAUAUUAGAGGGGCACAAGAUGUUAAGAGUGAUGGUAAUUGUGGUUUUAGAGCCAUUGGAUCAUUGAUGGGAUUUGGUGACAAUGCUUGGUGCAAAGUACGCAAAGACUUGUUGAAGGAGUUGAGGAAGGAAUCUAUCAUAUACGAGUUAAUAUUAAAUGUGCAUCAGUCACUUACAUUUUUUCCAUAUGAGACUGCUCCAUUGGAUUCUAUCUAUCACCGUGAGAUUUCGAUUGGAUUUGUUAACCACAACCAUUGGAUUAAGGUUUAUUUGGAAGGUCAACACCUUAUGCCACCAGUUGAUGAGCGUUGGUUGAGAUGUGCAACCAUAACUGCAUCAGAUUGGCUUACGCCAUAUCAGAAUUGUAUACGUCAAUUUAGAUAUGAAGCUAGUAUAACAGACCCUUAUGAUAAUGACCCUAUAUUUAUUGAGUAG
Messenger RNA from Prunus dulcis (almond), 921 nucleotides. RefSeq lists its product as uncharacterized. Lineage: Eukaryota; Viridiplantae; Streptophyta; Magnoliopsida; Rosales; Rosaceae. The transcript has 4 exons. The coding region runs from base 1 to 921 and encodes 306 amino acids. The record is from RefSeq and is a predicted model, not a curated record.